This is a messenger RNA of Zingiber officinale, 1323 nucleotides long. RefSeq names its product 50S ribosomal protein L1, chloroplastic-like. Bases 29 to 1084 code for a protein of 351 amino acids. Gene Ontology annotation, biological process: translation. Lineage: Eukaryota; Viridiplantae; Streptophyta; Magnoliopsida; Zingiberales; Zingiberaceae. Gene Ontology annotation, cellular component: large ribosomal subunit. Gene Ontology annotation, molecular function: RNA binding; structural constituent of ribosome. The transcript has 7 exons. The record is from RefSeq and is a predicted model, not a curated record.
UCUCCAUUCGUUCUCUUAUCCUCCUUUCAUGGCGAUGGCUGCCAUCGCUAACCCUUGCGCCCUCUCGCCGACCACCGCCCUCGCCUCCCAAAAGCUCGUUGCUCCUCACUUUGUCUCGCCUCUCUGCCCCUCCUCCUCCUCCUCAUCUUACCCUUCCUUGGCCUUCCACAAGCUUCACAUCCUUAUCAAACCACGACUUCAGAUCGCUCCUAGAAGGUUCGAAGUUUCCCCGCUUCGCGCUGAGCUCUCAGCCGUCGCCGACCCGGAGACCGAUCUCGAGGAUGGUGAAGCCGGAUCCGAAUCGGCCGUCGCCACCGUCGCCGCUCCGACCAAAACCAAGACCGGCAAGGCCGCUUUGCCCCUCAAGAGGGAUAGGACAAGGUCCAAACGUUUUUUGGAGAUACAGAAAUUGAGGGAGAACAAGAAGGAGUAUGAUGUGCCCGCUGCAGUCUCGCUUCUCAAGCAGACGGCGAGCACGAAAUUUGUGGAGUCCACAGAGGCGCAUUUCCGCCUCAACAUCGAUCCUAAGUACAACGACCAGCAGCUGAGGGCCACGGUGAAUCUGCCGAAGGGGACUGGGCAGACUGUUAAAGUGGCUGUGCUAACCCAAGGUGCAAAAAUUGAUGAAGCCAUGAAUGCUGGAGCUGAUAUAGUUGGUGGAGAGGAAUUAAUAGAGCAGAUAAAAGGUGGAUUUAUGGAUUUUGAUAAGUUAAUUGCUUCUCCAGAUAUGAUGCCCAAGGUUGCCAGUUUGGGAAAACUUUUAGGUCCACGUGGACUUAUGCCUAAUCCUAAAGCUGGUACAGUCACCACUGAUAUACCUCAGGCUAUCCAAGAAUUCAAGAAAGGUAAAGUCGAAUACCGGGUGGAUAAGACUGGGAUUGUUCACGUACCUUUUGGGAAGGUUAAUUUUUCAGAGGAAGACCUUAUUAUCAAUCUGAUGGCUGCACUAAGAUCAAUUGAAACAAACAAGCCUUCCGGUGCAAAAGGAGUAUACUGGAAGAGUAUUCAUAUUUGUUCAUCAAUGGGACCUUCAAUUCGAUUGAACAUAAGAGAAGCACUGGACUACAAAUCCCCUGCAGCGUAGGACUGAAGCUCAGAUUGGCACAUGAAAUACUUGGUAGCAUAAUUUGCCUUGAGACCAUGGCAACAAGCACUACACAACUCAAAGAUGACCUACACCACAGCCAAUUUAGGUAUGGAAUUGUUGUUAUCUGAAUAGUAGGUUUGUGUAAGUUCGAUGAUGGUGUGCCAUUUGGUAGAAAUGCACAAUGCAUAUCCCCAAAUGCAGCAGCUCUCUACAAUAUUAUUCUCUUCUCACUGGUC